Molecule: messenger RNA, 606 nt
Organism: Glycine soja
Lineage: Eukaryota; Viridiplantae; Streptophyta; Magnoliopsida; Fabales; Fabaceae
Exons: 3
Coding region: 1-606 (201 amino acids)
Source: RefSeq, a predicted model, not a curated record
AUGUGUCCUCCUCCAGCAAAGGUUAACAUAAAGCAGGCACCGAAGAAACCUAUGAGCAGGAACCCAAGGUCAACAAAGUGUGAUCUAUCUUACUGGGAGUAUGUAGAUGCCUUUGAAUCUAUGCAAAAUAGCAAUUCUUCGGUGAGGCGUACUACAUUAUCCUCUGAGCAACCGAAUCAAAGAACGAUGAUGCCCAUGUUGGAUCAGUUUCAGCCAUUUAUGCACGACUCCAUUGAUAAGAUUGUUGAUGUCAAAGCUGAUGAUAACUGUGGAUAUCGGUCAGUUGUCGGUUUAUUAGGUAUGGAUGAAGACUCUUGGUCGGUGGUCCGCUACCAUCUUCUUAAAGAACUUGGGAAAUUCUCAGAAGACUAUACCCGGCUCUUUGGUGGCACGAAGAGAUUUGAGGAAUUAAGGAUGUCACUAGAUGUUGAUGGGUUAACCAAGGUGACUACGGAUAAGUGGAUGGAUAUAACGGACAUGGCUUCCACUCUAGUUCCCAUUCAAGUACCUAACGGUUGUGAUUUUCAAACGUUAAAAAUCAGAAUACUCCAGUUCCCAUUCAAGUACCUAACAGUUUAUGGAAGACGACUUGUUGUUCUCUGUUAA